UAUGACAAGGGAAAGAGUGGGUGGCUGGGUGGGGGAAACGGGCUGGUUUAAGGCGUUUGAACUCCCAGCCGAACUCAGCCGAAGGACUCUGACCCUGCUUGGCAAACACAGGAGAACAUUGUGCUUCUGUAGCUGCCGGAAAGCUGCAUCUCCGGUGACUGAGGAUCAACCAACUGCUUGGUGACAUUUUCAAGAAGAAACGAACCAUGGAAGAUCUGGUGACGGACCCCAGGUUCCCCCCUCAACUGAUGCGCCUGCUGAUUGACAACUACAGCAUUUCAGCUGCCUGCUUCUCCAAUCCACCAGCGGCACUGCAACUCCUUUACCAGCAGACCACCAUUGACCACGUCAUCACUGGCUUGCUGACCUUCCUCACCCUCUUUUCCAUCAUCAUCUUCAUCGAAGAAGCUGUGUACCUCUCCAAGAAGAUCAGCUGCCCUGUCAAGAUGAAAACUCUCAUUUGGAGCAGUUCAGCGCCCACUGUCGUCUCGAUAUUCUGCUGUUUGGGGAUUUGGGUCCCCCGCGCGAUGAUGGUGGUGGAGAUGGCCAUUGGCUCGUACUUUGCCGCCUGCUUCUAUCUGAUGAUGCUGGUCUUGGUGGAGGGCUUUGGGGGCAUGGACGCUGUGCUCAAGGCCCUGAAGGACACCCCCAUGGUGAUCAGCACUGGACCGUGCUGCUGCUGCUGCCCCUGCUGCCCCCGCAUCCUGAUGACCAAGCGCAAACUGAAGAUCAUGAUAUUGAGCACUUUCCAAUACGCUUUCUUGAAGACUGCCUGCUGCUUCCUCGGGCUGGUCCUGAGCACGGAAGGCCUCUACGACCCCUCCGACAUUUCAGAAGGGAGUGUGGCUCUUUGGAUAAACACUUUCCUCGGGGUGUCCACCCUCUUUGCUCUGUGGGGAUUGGCGAUCCUAUUUCGGCAGGCCAAGGAUCACCUUGCUGAACAGAACGUGGUGCCCAAGUUUGUUUGCUUCCAGGUGCUCCUCAUCUUGACAGCUCUUCAACCCUCCAUUUUCAGUAUCCUGGCAAAUGGGGGCCAGAUUGCCUGCGCCCCACCCCUGUCCGGCAAAGCAAGGUCGCAGCAGAUGAACAUGCAGCUUUUGAUCAUCCAGACCUUUCUUAUGACGGUGCUGGCCAGGAUGUAUUACAGAAAGCCAGACGAGAGACCAGCGUAUGGCCCAGUUGCACUUCCGGAAAGCAAAACAGAGAUCAGCAGCCACUGAGCAGGCCCAGAGAUCCAUCGGAUCCCAGAUCCACUGCAAAAGCAAAGGACACACUUGCAACACACUUCCCCUGGAAUCUCAAGAAACAAGAAGAAAGCAUUUCCCAGGAAACGUUCAGGGUGGAGGGGGAAGGAGGGUGGGUUACUGCUGGUUUCCGACAAGCGCAUGAUAUGGACACGCUGUUACCGUCCCUUCCAACACUUCACGGAUAAAAAUUGUGACAUGG
Messenger RNA from Eublepharis macularius, 1446 nucleotides. It is a transcript of the gene SLC51A, whose product is annotated as solute carrier family 51 subunit alpha. Gene Ontology annotation, biological process: bile acid and bile salt transport. Gene Ontology annotation, cellular component: plasma membrane; endoplasmic reticulum membrane. The transcript is spliced from 9 exons. Lineage: Eukaryota; Metazoa; Chordata; Lepidosauria; Squamata; Eublepharidae. Gene Ontology annotation, molecular function: transporter activity. The coding region runs from base 207 to 1220 and encodes 337 amino acids. The record is from RefSeq and is a predicted model, not a curated record.